Molecule: messenger RNA, 2421 nt
Organism: Athene cunicularia (burrowing owl)
Lineage: Eukaryota; Metazoa; Chordata; Aves; Strigiformes; Strigidae
Gene: AAGAB
Product: alpha and gamma adaptin binding protein
Exons: 9
Coding region: 249-866 (205 amino acids)
Source: RefSeq, a predicted model, not a curated record
CAGGAAAAGAUGACCUUACUGUGGGUGCAACUACAAGUGGAGGAGUGAAUUUUUACCCCUGGACAAUAGAUAAUAAAUAUUACUCUGCAGAUAUACACCUCUGUGUAGUACCAAACACAUUUCUUGUUACUGGAGAUAUUGCUGAAUCUGUGCAAGCGUUUGUUGUGUACUUCGACAGCACAAUAAAAUCUGGACUUGAUAGUGUCUCUGAAUGGCUUCCCCUGACAGAAGAGUGGUUACCAGAAGUCAUGAUCCUGGUUUGUAACAGAGUAUCUGAAAAUGGUGUUAACAGACAGAAAGCUCAAGAAUGGUGUAUCAAGCAUGGCUUUGAACUGGUGGAACUUAGCCCUGAGGAACUGCCUGAUGAAGAUGAUGACUUUCCGGAGUCCACCGGAGUGAAACGAAUUGUACAAGCUUUGAAUGCCAACGUGUGGUCCAACGUAGUCAUGAAGAGCGACAGGACCCAGGGCUUUGGUCUUCUCAGUACGUUAGCAGGUGCAAACUGUAGCAUUGGGUCAGAAGAGAACCAAGAUACAGAAUCCAACCAACCAGCAGCAGACAGAGAAGCAGCCCAUUUAGAGAGCAGAGAAGACGGGGCUGGCACAAACAACCUGCCGAGUGACAGUGCUGUAGAUCCUAUGUUAGAUAUGGACAUUCAGGAGUUGGCCAGCCUAACCACGAGAGACGGUGACCUGGAAAACUUUGAAAGGCUGUUUUCAAAGCUGAAAGAAAUGAAAGAUAAAGCUGCAACGUUGCCUCAUGAACAAAGAAAACUACACGCGGAAAAGGUGGCCAAAGCGUUCUGGAUGGCAAUUGGAGGAGACAGAGAUGAAAUUGAGGGUCUCUCCUCGGAUGAAGAAAACUAAGUUCUUCUGUAGCUGUAAGCGACAGAGCAGUGCUAAAAGAGUGAUCUCCUGCAAUGAGUGUUUAUUGUGAAAAGCCCCAUUUAGCUUUAGUUGCUUUCUUUGGUUAAAGGAUUCUCUGUAUCACUGUAGUAAGUAACACAUUCCACAACACCUAAUUAUUAGAGUGGGUUUGUCUGACUGUUCAUUUAUUCUCUCCCAGAGAAGUUUGGAAGGCGAUGCAUGCAGUUAGAGGAAAUAAUAAUUAGUUUACAUUUUUCAAAUUAACAUUUUUAUUGUUUCCUCUUUUGAGUUUAAAUAAACAAAUUUACUCCCAGUUAUCUUUCUACAUAUGGCUGGUGGUUGUUAAGUGACUGCUUAAUUCUAAACUCCACAUUUUAGAUGUAGGCCUGUUUGAUGUUUUUAUGUAGCUUUAUAGCUGACUUACUAGUUAAAACAAACCAGAUUUAUAUGAGCCAUGAAGAGAAAGUUGCUGAAUUGUGCCCUGUUGAGGGAUGCGAUGCCAAGGCUGUAAGGUUGAUCCUGCUGUGUGCCAAAGCUAUUACAAAUGGCCCACAGGCUUUGAAUUCUGUUUGUGGUCCUUCCCUGGCAAGUCAGGUAUUGUGCCACACUCCCUGGCUUUCCGUUGAGAGACUCAAUUUGGGAUUAAGUGCAAGACAGAUUUUUGCUGCUGUUCCAGGGGUGAAGUUCCCUGCCCAAACCUUCUGCGGUGCUUGGCCUCUGAGGCCCAGCAGAACGCACAGACCUUCUGUGGGUGAAUUCUGCCCUAAAUACUGACAGAAAAGCGAAGAUGUGAAAAACCCCACCCUGUUACCUGGUGCAUUUGGGACAGGCUUACCUGGAGGGCACCAGAGGAUGCCUCUCAGAUGGCUGCUUCGUGGUCUCAAGGGUUAGAAACGGCUCCUUUGUCCUUAGAUUUAGUAUCUCAUCGUCCUGUGUAGUCCCACAGUCACGGGCUCAUGGGAGAGCAGCGAGGUAGAGGGCACCAGGAGGACGAGGAGGUAGGCACGGGCCAGUGAGGGAGCGAGGAGGAAGGGCAAGUGCCACCCCCCUCUCCUUUCCUGCUGCGAUGCAGCAGAGCCGUGGGGAGAAGUGCCAGCAGAUGCCCUGCAGAAGGACCGGCCUGGCCUGGCACCGCCUGGGUAACGGUGCCUGUCUUCCCUGGGAGCAUUUCCUGAUGAUCUGAAAAUCCACCCCGUUAAGCAAUCUUGCUUAGAAAUUUUGAAAUUAACUUUUCCAGCAUCUGUCUGCUCAUGUCAAGAAAUUUCGUGAGUCUUGGAGACAGUGGCUUUCUGUAAAUUAUUUGACAGCUUUAAAUUUUGAAAGCACUUUCACUUGAUGUUCUUGACAUUCAUUGCCUCCUCUUUUAAGAUUAAGCAAAGCUAAAAAAAUAGUCUUCUUGGAAUGCUGUAAAUCAUUUCCUGGGUAAAAACUGCAGCAUUUUCAACUCCUAAGAAAAAGAACCAAAGCCUUGUUAGUGGUUUGAAAAGCAUUUCUCAAAGACUGAGCAGUAGCUGCACAGUAGUAAAAUAACCCUUUGUAAGAAGAACUGUUCCUU